Durusdinium trenchii is the source of this 4196-nucleotide messenger RNA. The record is from the annotation of a GenBank genome assembly. Lineage: Eukaryota; Dinophyceae; Suessiales; Symbiodiniaceae.
CAGCUCGUUCGCUACUUCGUGAAUGUCUCACCGUUGCAGAGAUAAACUCCGGGCACGGGCGUUUCUCCCCAAUGGCGCCGCGGCACGCGAGAACGCCGGGCACGGCGGAGGCGGCGACUUUGGCGGCACAGCGAGCCGUCCGGGAGAUUUGUGAUCCUCCAAAUGCUCGUGAGGGCAUCACGGCGGAUCGCACCAGUAGCUUCCGAUGUGGCCUCGUGCGCGAGAGCUGCCACAAGGACUUGCGGCAUUUGAGUUCCUCCGAAGGCGUGGCGGCCGCUUUGCAGAUGGCCUCUGAAAUGGACACACCACGCUCCCUGAGCUAUGGCCGGGCUCCAACGACCCUGCAGGUCUAUGACCAGGCCGCGACGCCGCAGCGGCGGCCCAUCACGCCACGGAAGGCCUACAGCGAAGAGGUUGAUGCGCAAGUGCCACUGGCCGCCCAUGUGGCGCCGCGGGCGGAGGGGUUCGUGGCGGAGGUGCUUCCGCCACCACCCGUGCUGCUCAGCAGUAGAGCUGGCUCCUUGACAAGGUCCGGCUCGGCCUUCAAGCCGCGGCCGUGGUCGGAUCACGACUUGAAGCCCAGCAUGGCGCGCCGGGCCUCUGGCAGCAGUCCGCGCCUGCGCCCCGCCACGCCGCGGGAGGGCUACACGAUGGUUCCUGCAGGUUUGCCGUCCUUUUUGCCCAGGCAGAUUGACGGAGGCGAGUGUGGCGCCCGGAGCCGUGCUUCCAGCGAGGAGCCCCUGAGCGCUCGCAGUCCGCGCAGCUGCACGAGUUCCAGGGGUGCGCAUAGCACUUGGGCAGAGCUCAUGGCCGAAGCGCAGGCCCUGGGCGCUGCCGCCGUGAACGGCGACGCCGCGCGCCUGCGCUCGGAGGUCGCCGCCGCCCGGCGCCGGCGGCCGGCGGGGCAGCCGUGUUCGCCGCGGCGGCGAAUGGGGCCGAAGUUGCUGCGAGGCGUGGGUUGGAGCAACGGUUGCGAGCCCAAGGAGAAGUCGAUCGAAGAGGUGAACCCCCUGGGCGAUUCUGGGAGGCCGGUUGGGCGUUCCUCGCUGCUUUCUCCUCGCGGCCGGUGGGAGGUGGCCAGUGUUGGGGCACUGGGAGCUUUGCUUUGCGCUGGCGGCGUGUGUUCAGGCCUCGCGAAGAGAGCUGCUCAGCGAAGGGCGAGCAGAUGUCAACUCAAGGCAACGCCCAAGACAACCAAGGCGGUCAAGACGACCAACGCAGUCAAGACGACCAAGGCUGUCAAAACGACAAAAGUGGCCAAGGCGACCAAAGCGGUCAAGGCGACCAAUGCUGUCAAAACGACAAAAGCGGCCAAGGCGACCAAAGCGGUCAAGGCGACCAAAGCGGUCAAGACGGCCAAGGUUACAGAGGCUACAGCAGCAGCGCCGCCACUGUUGCCGCCCUUGAGUGAGGAUGAGGAAAAUCAGGUGAAGAAGAAUCUGAGAAUGAACAGCAAGGAGGUGAAAUGGCAGCAGAAGGACCAGCGUCGCUGGCGGUUUUCAGCGCGCGGAGGUCGCUGGGAGGAGGCACUGGUGGAGCUGGACGGCUCCCACGUGCAACUGGAGGCCGCGGAUUUUCAGAUCGUGAUCCACUCGUGUCUGACAGCUGGAGCCGGGUCUCAGGCGUUGGACUUGCUGCUGCAGAUGGGACGGGUACGGCUUGAGCCAGACGCGCCGUGCUUUGGGACGGUGAUCCAUGCGGUGGAGCAACUUCCCGUGGAUCGCGCGCAGCAAGCGGAGGCGCUCAAGAAGGCUUUGGCCAUGGCUCCAAGCUCCAUCGACGCAAAGGCCUUUGAUGCCCUCCUGGCGGCGAGUCAACGCUUGGACGUGGCGGAAGGCCUGGACUUCUUGGCCCAGGCGUUGCAGGAGCACGUCGCCCUGAGCGAAGCCAGCUACGUCCAUGGCAUCAAUCUGUGUCGACGCCAUGAACAAUGGGAAAUGUCGCUGAGCGUACUGCAGCAGGUGGACGCACGUUUCUCUGGCGCUGAUGCCAAGAUGCUCGGCGAGGCGCGGCGUGCCUGUCUCGAGGCUGGCCAAUGGCGCAAAGUGCUGGAACUCAGCGAGCGACGCUCAGGUAGUGCCAUGCCAGAUGCCUAUGGCUAUGCUGUGCAGAUGAUUGCGCUUGAAAGGUUGGGAGAGCUGGCGAAGGCCUAUGAGCUCUUCAAGGAGAUGAUCGAGCGCAAUAUCGCGCCCAACGAGCAUGUGUAUGCAGCGCUGAUGGGAGACGGUUCGGACGAUCACGGGUGGUUGAGAGCCUUGCAGCUGCUGGAGGACAGUCGCCUGCGACAGGUGGCGGUGAACGAUGUGAUGUAUGGCAAGGCGAUCGCCUGCUGUGCUUCGGCCAAAGAGUGGACGACCGCUCUCGAGCUGUUGCGGCGGAUGAAGGAGGAGUGCGGCGUCUCGAUGUUGGCGCUGAGCAGCGCACUCUGCGCCUGUGGCGAAGGUCUUGAAUGGCAAAGAGCGCUGCAGCUCUUGCACGCGGCGCCUGCCUUGAAGGUGGAACCCGACGUGGAGCUGUGGAAUUACGCCAUUUGUGCUUGCGGCUUGUCUGCCCAGGGCGGGAUGGCGCGAAAGCUAUUGACCUCCAUGAAGAAGAAGAAGCUUCCGCCCUCCGUGGAGUGCUACAACAGCGCGCUGGGUGCCCUUCGCCAGGAUCCCUUGAAGGUGGAGGUGGUGGAACGUCUGCUGAAUGUGAUGCAAAAGGAGCAGCUUCAGCCGAACACCGUGACGAUGAACGCUGCCUUAGGGCUUUUCGUGGAGAAGGGCCAAUGGCAGCAGGCGCUCGCGUUCGGCGAGCGGAUGAGCAAGAAGCAGGUGAUGGCUUCACAGGUCACCUAUGGAGAGCUCAUCGGUAGCUGCAAGGACUCCAGGCAAUGGACCGUGGCGCUGUCUUUGUUGGAGGCCUCCUUGGCAGAAGGCUCUUGCAGCGUCAUAACCUACAACAUCGCCAUGAGCGUCUGUGAGUGUGACGUCGCGAUCCGCUUGCUUCGGAAGAUGCCUGAGCUGGGUUUGCAGCCCGACGUCUUCAGCUACAACGCCGUCUUGUCAGCGUGCCAAGAUGCCGAGCAAUGGGAACUGGCGCUGAAGAUCUUCCAGGAGAUGAAGGAAGCGUCCAUUGUUCCAGAUGUCUACACCUAUGGGGCAGUGAUCCUCUCUUGCAGCUUGGCCCUUCAGUGGGAAUGGGCUGUCAACUUAUGGCACGAGAUGGAGUCGAAGGGUGUCCCUGCGAACGCCAUGAUCAUGAGCAGCGUGGUCGGCGCGUGCCACCGCAGUGAGCAGCAAAACUGGGUCGACUAUUUGAUCGGCGAGAUGAAGCGAAGAGGCUUCAGUUUGGAGAACACGGCCUUCCAAGGCUCAGUGGGCGGCACCACGUUGGCCGGGAGCAUGGAGGAGAGUCAGUCGGACCACACACCCGCGAGGUCGUCCACUUCAGCGGAGUCCGCUCCGAAGAAGCUGUCGGGUGAAUCGCUGAAGGUCUUCAUGCAGAAGGUGGAAGGUGCCUCGAAGCUCUAUGCGGAGGCUUUGAAAGAUGGUGCCUUUGCGCCCUGGCGGCGGCCCGGAAGGCUCUUGGACCUUCAUGGCAUGAGCAGUGAGGUGGCCAAAGUGGCGGUCUACAUGGCACUCAAGGCGAUCCCCGACCUGGCGGAAGAUGACUUAGCGUUCUUAUGGGGACUCAAACUGAUCGUGGGCAAGGGCAAUCAUAGCAAGGACAACGAGGUGGUGCUGGAACCGGUGAUUCGGCAGCUGCUGGAGGAGGUCUUCCGGCUGCGCAUCACCAAGACCGUCGAGGGAUGCUUUCGAGUGCUCGCCGAGGACUUGUGGGCCAUCCGACAAGAGGGUCUUUGGCCCCCCGAGUGGUUGAAGGAGGGCCAGGAGCCUCCCAAGGCUUGGAUUCGGCGAAAGGUGACUCUUCCCAAGAGCAUCAGCGAGUUUCACCAGUCUCGUCUGAGCCUUUUGCGUGGACGGAGGUCGAGAAGCCGCUCGAGACUGAGGUCGAGUUCCAGAAAGCAAAAGAGGUUGCUGGCCUCCUUCGGCCUCUCUGCGAGUCACAAGGCUGCGAGCGGCUCAACUCGGAUGAGACACUGAGACCGCCCGGUGCGGCGCCAGAAAGGCGAACACCCGGGGUCGUUCCGUUCCGGAACGCAGAGGGACUGGGGUUCGUUUUGGAAGGCGUGUCGACCUGAUGCCUUGAUGAUG